UAUGCACCUUUCUUGGAGUCAGUCAACUCUCCACUCAAGUAGUGUGGUACAUCAGUAAAAGCAGGAGAAAGCUAGAAGAUAUCCAUUAUCCAUGGCGAUGCGAUCUGUCGUUUUACGUAGUGGGCUGGGUCGUUUAUUGGAGGGGACUCCCCGAGCGUCUUCAAUCUCUGCCUUUCGCUGCUUCGCUGAUGACAAAGGUAGUGUCCUCAGCGAAGAAGAGCGUGCUAAGGAGAACGUCUACAUUCAGAAAUGGGAGAGGGAGAGGUUGGAGAAGCAGAAGCUGAAGACGGAGAAGGAGAAGGAGAAAGCUGAACGUGAGAAGUCUGAAAAGAAAGCUGAAGAAAGGCCCACAAGAGUUGAAGUGAAUGUUUGUGCAACUUUGUGCUCAAAGCUUUUUAUCUCCACAAAUACAAUGUGUUGUAAAUAACUUUGUCAUAACUCUUGACUAGAGUUUCUUCCUUGAGUAGAGUGUGGUAACACUUGUUCAUAUUUCACUACUGGUGUUACGAUUUUGUUUUUCCUUCGAUUAUAAAACUUUCACUGCUUUCUUCUGUUAAAAAAAAAGUAUGCACCUUUCUUCAACACUGAAAAAAAAAAAACUUCAAUGCAACCCUCAAGAGAGAAGCCCGUGUUUCUUUGAACAAGUACUUGGAAUCAUCAAAGCUAAUCCCCUCGGCAUCAAGAGAGAACCAAUGCUCAGUAUUACAAAAACGCUGUUCAAACCCAAAAGCCACAAUUUGGGACUAAGUCUCUCUGUGCUGCCUAGUAAUUGGCUUCAUCACAGGUAAUAUAGCCAUAAACUCACCAUUUCUUGGCUUCUUCAUCUUCUGCUUACGCCUCCAACUGUGCCAUUUGUUAUUGAACACUGAGACAGUAGACGAGAAAUUGCAGGCAAUUUCUCUCACUUUGCCUUCUUCAAAAGGCUUAUUUGGUUGAGAAUCGAGAUCUAUAUAAUCUUUCAUCGAUGUUGUGGGACUAAAUCAACCGCCUCUUCUUGUUCCACAAUCUCCAAAUUGGUGUGCUACAAGGGUGAUUUCAUCAGACUCGUUUUUGUUGUAUUGUUGUUGUUGCUGCUAUUGUAAUUGCAUACAUUUUCUUCGUUUUGAGGCUUCUCUUCUUUUUCUUCUUUGGACUCAAAAACAGGUUUAUUCACAAAAUCAUCAUGGGUAUCUUUGGUGAUGAUGCAAUGUUGAGGAUUUAAAGAAGACGAAGAGGUAGAGGGUUUGGCAGAGAUGGUGACUUUAGACUCAUCGUCGAGAGUGAAAAGGGGCCAGAGGGUGUUGCGGACGUGAACAUCGCAAGACUUGCAUCGAUGCUUGAAAGUGCUAGAGAAAUUCAAGCCUAGGCCAUCGUGUUUUGGAGGCGAAGAAGGACUUGGUGCGGCGGAGCUCCGGGAACAAUGAUUGAGAGGGUUUUUUUUUUUUUUUUGGCCUCCUGAAUUUACAUUUAUGCCCCUUGUAAAUUUGAAUUAUUUUGGUUAUAAUAAUUAGUUAACGGGAUAUGCCACUUAUUCUGUUAAUUUUUUA
Coffea arabica (coffee) is the source of this 1526-nucleotide messenger RNA. NCBI's taxonomy places the organism in Eukaryota, Viridiplantae, Streptophyta, Magnoliopsida, Gentianales, Rubiaceae. The record is from RefSeq and is a predicted model, not a curated record.